Rotaria socialis is the source of this 1725-nucleotide messenger RNA. The record is from the annotation of a GenBank genome assembly. NCBI's taxonomy places the organism in Eukaryota, Metazoa, Rotifera, Eurotatoria, Philodinida, Philodinidae.
AUGUCGAACGACGAGAAUAAUGCAGCUGAGGCAGCGGCUGAACUUGAAAAGUUAGACUGUCGUCGCAAUCGUCGCACGUCACUUCAAUUUAUAGACAAAAAUGUUAUUCGGCGACGUUCAUCUGGUAACGAAAAACAAGGACAACCACCACCACAACGUUUAUACUCCAUCAGUUCGCAUCCUGAUAGAGAAUCUUCUGAUUUAGAUCAUUUACAACAAUAUACAACUGCAAGUGAUAGUGAUAGUGAUGCAGAAGAUGAAUGCAGUGUUAACAUACGCGAAUUGGAACAUAAAAAUCAAGCAGGCUUUACAGAUUUUGCUGUUCGCCGUAUAAAACAUGCACAGUAUGGCCGACGAGAAAUAGAGAUUGCUGAACAAGAAAUGCCCGGUCUUAUGGCAUUACGUCGUCGUGCCGAAGUUGACAAACCAUUGCAGGGAGCAAAAAUUGUUGGUUGUACACAUAUAAUCGCUCAAACAGCUGUUUUAAUUGAAACAUUGAUACGAUUGGGAGCUCAAGUACGAUGGUGUUCUUGUAAUAUAUUUUCUACUCAAAAUGAAGUAGCUGCUGCACUCGCUGAAGAAUCAGUUCCAAUAUUUGCAUGGAAAGGUCAAAGUGAUGAUGAUUUUUGGUGGUCUAUUAAAAAAGCAAUUGGCACCGAACAAGGUUGGCAACCGAAUAUGAUACUAGAUGAUGGGGGAGAUUUAACACACUAUUGUCACAAACAUUAUGCAACAUUAUUUUCAACAAUGAAAGGUAUUGUCGAAGAAUCGGUUACCGGUGUCCAUCGUUUAUAUCAAAUGUGUCGUACGCAAACAUUAACCGUACCAGCGAUGAAUAUUAAUGAUAGUGUUAUAAAAACCAAAUUUGAUAAUUUAUAUCUAUGCCGGGAAUCAGUCAUUGAUGGUAUAAAGCGAUGUACAGAUAUUUUAUUUGGAGGAAAGCAAGCGGUUGUUUGUGGAUAUGGUGAAAUUGGCAAAGGAUGUUGCUCAGCAUUACGUGGAAUGGGUUGUUUUGUCUUUGUAACAGAAAUCGAUCCAAUAUGUGCAUUACAAGCAUGUAUGGAAGGAUAUCGAGUUGUUCGUCUUGAAGAAAUCAUUAAACAAGUUGAUAUUGUUGUUACUGCAUCUGGCAGUAAAUUUACCAUAACAAGAGACUCAUUGGACAAAAUGAAAAAUGGAACCAUUGUUUGUAAUAUGGGACAUUCAAAUACAGAAAUCGAUAUCAGCUUCUUACGCGAGCCUUCAUCAAGCGAUUUACAGGUUGAACAUGUAAGAAAUAAUGUCGAUCAUGUUAUAUGGCCAAAUGGCAAACGUAUCGUACUGAUUGCAGAGGGUCGAAUUAUGAAUUUAUGUUGUUCAAGUGUUCCAUCAUUUGUUGUUUCAAUAACAGCAGCAACACAGGCUUUGGCUUUAAUUGAACUUUACACUGCGCCAACAAAUCGUUAUAAAUGCGAUGUUUAUUUAUUACCCAAAAAAAUGGACGAAUACGUAGCAAGUUUACAUCUACCUGCAUUUGAUGCUCAUCUAACGGAAUUAAGUGAUGAUCAAUGCAAAUAUUUGGGUAUUAACAAAGCGGGACCAUUUAAACCAAAUUACUACAGAUCAUUAUCUAAAUUGUAUCAAUUGACCGGCGAACUUGAGAGCGUGAGAGAAAUGCAAAUUAAUGAUGUGAAUAUGCACAUUGAUUACAUCAUAUCAAAUUACCGAACUCAUUUUGAAAUAUGA